Molecule: messenger RNA, 2532 nt
Organism: Rotaria sp. Silwood1
Lineage: Eukaryota; Metazoa; Rotifera; Eurotatoria; Philodinida; Philodinidae
Source: the annotation of a GenBank genome assembly
AUGAAUAUGGAACAAGUCGAGUAUUUAUAUUCAGGAAAUACAUGGUUUAGAGAACGUCUUGAUGGUGCUGAUGGACGUUUAUGGCGAAAAGCCCGAAAGAUGUUUCUAUUUAAUCAUGAUUUAUCAUCGGCACUUAAUUUAUUUAAGUUUGAUUAUAAAGCAAUAAAAACUAUAUCUAGACCUGAAGGUACAAUUCUUCAAGGAUCUCGUAACACAACUCUUGAUUCUAGUCAAGAGAGAGUACAUCGACCAGGUCAAUCAUGGACAGAUGAUGCACAAAAUUCUAUUCGUACAUUACUUGAUCGAAUUGUAACUCGAUGGAAACCGAAUUAUAUGUAUGCAUCAAAAAUUAAUACUGAAAAACUUCAUCCUAGUUUGACUCCAAUACCUUUAAAAUCGGUACAACCAACAUAUGACAAAACAGAUGAUGAUAUUGAUACAUUCAAUGUCAAUAAAGCUUUAGCGACUUAUCAGGCAUGUCUUGUUCCAUUACACUAUCAUGAAUUAUGGAGCGAGAUUGUCCAUGAUUUUAAAAAUGUUGAUACUACCCUUAAAGAACGUGAAACAGUAAUUAGUUUCGAAUUAUUCUAUGAUAAAACAACGCUUGAUGAAGAAAAAGAUAGUGCACUCAUUUUUGGAACCAAUCGUGUAACUUUUACUGAUAAUUAUAAACCUUUAUCAAAAAAACUUGGUCUUUUUGAUCUUGUUCUAAUUACCAUUAAUAAUGUGACAUAUUUUGGUAUGAUUGUACAUGUUGAACAAAUUAAAGUUAAAGUAGCAUGUGAAAAUGAAAGCUCAAACAAUAAUCAUACGACUAAUACUAAUCAUAAUGAGCUUCAAUUCGAUUUACAAACAACAAUUGGUGUUUAUGUUUCACUUGCAUGUUCCAAUGCUAUCCAACAAUAUGGUAAACAAAAUAAAGAUAAAAAAUUACCAAUAUUUAAAUUAAGUAAUAUAUCAUCAUCAAGACGUAUGAUCGGUGCUAUACAUAAUCUACAUGAAUGGCCUCAAUAUCGUAGUUUACUUAAACCGAUGAUUGAUGAUAUUUAUUUUCAAUUACCUACAGAUUAUGAUCUUUCAAACAUAAGUCCUACGAAUGGAUUUAAUAUGGCUCAAUCAAAGACAAUUGCUAUUGCGGAAUGUAUGUUUGAUGAUAUUCAAGAUCACCUACACAUGGUUCACGGUCCACCAGGGACAGGCAAGAGUCGAACAAUCGCAGGUAUUGUAUUGAAACUCCUGUCUAAAUUACCAGAAUCAGGACGUAAACAAAAAAUUCUUCUCUGUGCACCAUCAAAUAAUGCAUGUGAUGAACUAUCUCGACGUGUUCUUGAUGAAUUUACUAAUCAAAAUAUUUCCUACAAACCUGGCACUCUGAUUCGCAUCGGAUGUCAACCACCUGAUGAUUAUCAUUUAUGCAAUCAUUUUUUAGAUUUUAUGAUUCUUCAAGAUAUAGUAAAUGUUUUGAAAGAAGAGCCAAGACCUAAUUCUAAUAUUGCUCAAGAAACAGAAGCACGUAUUAUACGACAUGCCAAGAUAGUUGUUUCAACAUUGAAUUAUUGUGGAACUAGUCAAAGUUUGGAGGCUGACUUUCUUCUACCACUUCGAUUUAAAUGUACCAAACUUAUAUUGGUUGGUGAUCCUUUACAACUUCCUCCAUGUGUACUUAGUGAUGCUGGAAAUACUUAUGGUCUAUCUCAAUCAUUAUAUGCACGUUUGUAUUCUAUUUUUGUAAAAUAUUCAGAUGGUCCAAUAAGUAUGCUUGAUACUCAAUAUCGAAUGCAUCCAAGCAUAUGUCAAUUUCCAAACAUAUACUUUUAUGACAAUCGUUUACAAACAGAUGAUUCAGUAGCCAGAAGAAUGAUGCAUUUUACUCUCGAACCAUUGUAUUUAUACAAUAUGACUAAGUCACCUCAUAGUUUUGAUGAUGCUAGUUCAUCUUUCAACAACGAUGAAGCGAAAUUUAUACAAUGGUUUUGUCAAUUAUUAAUUGCACAUCUUGCUCUACAAUCUGCCUCUGUUUCUAGUGACAGUGAAGAUGAUGACGACGAUGAUGAAUCUAGCGCAACAUCUUCAUCCAAUUCAACUCAUGAUAGUGAUAAUGAUGAUAAUAGUGAUUAUGAAGCAAAGACAGAAAAACAAUGUUUACAACCGUUAUCCAAUAACGAUCCUCGAUCGAUUGAAGUUCAACAACGAAUUGCUGUAAUUACUCCAUAUAAAGCUCAAGUUCGUCGUCUUCGAUCAUAUCUACCUCCGUACAUUGAAAUUAUGACAGUUGAUAGUUCACAAGGCAAGGAAAAAGAUAUUGUUAUACUUUCAUGUGUGCGUAGUGGUGGUACGAUUGGGUUUUUAGAUGAUAUGAACCGUGUUAAUGUCAUGUUAACCCGAUCGAAAAAUGGUUUGUAUGUAGUUGGGAACUUAUCUCAAUUGGCUAGUCAACAUGAUAGUUGGAAUGCUUUUGUUGAUCACGCUCGAAAGAAUAAAAUUAUUUGUGAUAUGGAUUUCAUCCGACCCGAUCUACCUUAUCGUCGCUAA